Oncorhynchus gorbuscha (pink salmon) is the source of this 3769-nucleotide messenger RNA. RefSeq names its product protein spire homolog 2-like. The record is from RefSeq and is a predicted model, not a curated record. The transcript is spliced from 16 exons. Gene Ontology annotation, biological process: cleavage furrow formation; polar body extrusion after meiotic divisions; actin nucleation. Gene Ontology annotation, molecular function: actin binding. The coding region runs from base 653 to 2887 and encodes 744 amino acids. NCBI's taxonomy places the organism in Eukaryota, Metazoa, Chordata, Actinopteri, Salmoniformes, Salmonidae. Gene Ontology annotation, cellular component: cell cortex; cytoplasmic vesicle membrane.
CCAGUUGCAGAGGGAGUUGUUCUGUCCCAUGGUCCUAAGCUUGGAGGGGACAAUAGUGUUGAACGCUGAGCUGUAGUCAAUGAAUGACAUUUUCAAGCAAUGCUUAUUACAAGGUUAUUACUUAAACUACGCUAUCCUAUAUUAACUAAUGAUGAACAGUCUAUAACUACUUAUAAACCCUUUCCAAGCUCUUAUUUGUAGUCAGCUGGCUAUUAUUUCCUUGGGCCUACAUAUGGGUUGAAUGUCAUGAAUGAGUUUCUGCAUGAUGCACUGCUUCUGUUGAUCGCCCUGUAGCCUACUUUGAUAGGAUGGUGGGUUCAAUAUUUUGUGGGUUGGUUGGAUGAUGCUCUGGAUGAGUGAGACAGGGGCGGAGCACAGCGGCUGUUGGGAUACGCUGCAGUGGAGCCAAAAAUCUGGGGAACCAGGCGGUCAAACCUAAGGUUGAUUGCGACACUGGCGUAAGGUUUCCGCCUCCUCUCCUUUCGGCACUGAUUGAAAUUCAUGCAGAUCAAAGAUCGCUUUCGUUUACUGUUAUGGUAACUCGCAGCUGCGGCAGUUGAGUUGGCGUGCUGUGGGGAAGGAAGGAACCCGGCGGGAACAUAUAAUGGCCUCCGAGCCGGCGGAGUAAUGGGAUCGGUCGCCUACCGCAGCCAUGGCCAGAUCAACAAACAGAAGCGCCAAGGAUGGAGAUUCAAGGGUGUCUGCUUCCACGGACCGGGCAGAGGCGCGGGACCUGAGCGACCCCAGAGAAGUGUCUCUUGAAGAAGUGCUGAAAUCUUACGAGCAGCCCAUAAACGAGGAGCAGGCUUGGGCGAUGUGUUAUCAAUGCUGCAGCUGGUUGAGAGUGCCGCGCCCGGCCACUGUGACUGGUGGAGUUUACAGGGUGAAGGACCCGUCCUCUAUACUCCUACUCAGGGAUGGGACGGUUUCCCCAAAGCAAGAACCAGAUGACACAGAUGGACCUCCCCUUCCACCAAUCACAGAGCGCCAGCUGGUUCAGUCUCUGGGCGUGGCCAUCUACCAGGCCCUAGACUGGGGACUGGAUGACAGUGAGGAGCGGGAGCUGAGUCCUCAGCUGGAGCGGCUCAUUGAGCGCAUGGCAGGAGGAGAUCAUAGCCUGCAGGCUGACUCCGGCAGUGGCAAUGGAACAACAGAUGAGGGCUACAGUGGACAGGAGGAAGAGGAAGAGGAGGGAGAAAAGGGGGCUAUAAGACCAGUGUGUACAUUCAGCCAGGUGAUGACGCUGUGCACCUCCAGAUUGGCAAACCCUGUUCUUGCUCCGGAGCACUACCAGGCUGUGUGCAGAGCCUUGUUCGUUGAGACUCUUGAGCUGCAAACCUUUCUGAUCAAAAUCCGAAAUGCCAAGGAGAUGUUGAAGAAGAUCAAUGGAGAGGAUCCUCAGGAAGAUCAAGCUGAGAUCGAUGCACUGAAACACACAGACUGGACUCGUCUCUGGGUCCAGUUGAUGAAGGAGCUGAGACAGGGGGUGAAACUGAAGAAGGUGCAGGAGCAUGAGUUUGACACACUGCCCACUGAGUUCAGCCUCACUCCCUUUGAGAUGCUCAUGCAGGACAUCCGCAGCCGCAAGUUCCAGCUGCGGAAAGUCAUGGAGGAUGGUGACAUCCCCACACGAGUGAAAAGAAAUGCCCAUGAGUUUAUUUUGGACUUCAUCAGGUCUCGCCCUCCACUGAAACCAGCGUCAGAGCGCAACCUGCCCCCUCCUCCUCAGGAGCAGCAGUCCCUUCACGAACGCGUCCUUGCUGAAAUCAAACAGGAGCGCAAACUGAAGCCUGUGGACUCACCCGGCUCCAAGAGAUCGUUUGGCUCCUUGCCCUGUCUGGCACCCGCCUUCCUGUGUGAUUUCAAAUCUACUUCCUGCAUUGACCUGUCAGUCUCAGAGCUUAGGUCCCACCCCCCAUCUCAUCCUCGUGUUCUGCUCAAAGCUCCUACUCUUCAGGAGAUGGAGGAGAUGAGUAUUUUGGAGGAUGAGGAGUCUCCAGGAGAGCUCUGCCGGGCUGAGAGUUUUCCCACAUCCAUGAAACGGGACCGCUCCUUCUCUGAACAUGACCUGGCUGAGCUCAGGGGGGAGAUUCUCCCCUCACUGUCCGAAUCCGCCCAUCUGGGAAGGGCUGUGUUGUGGAGGGGGGAGAGACCACGGUCACACACGCUCUCAGGGGCUGGGCCACACCCCACGCACAGAGGCUGGGUGCCCCUCUCCCCUGCCCGUAUCUCUCUCAGCUCAGUGGAUGAGACCACAGAAGGGGCAGAGACUGGCUCCAGCUCUCGGGGUGGCUAUAAACCCAAGUGGAUGGAGGAAUUCAGUCACCCAGUGGAGAGUCUUGCCUUAACAGUCGAUGAGGUCAUCAAUGUGCGUCGUGUGCUGGUGAAAGCAGAGAUGGAGAAGUACCUCCAGAACAAGGAACUGUAUUACAAUCUGAGGAGAGGCAAGGUGUGCUGUUGCUGCAGAAUUAAAUUCCCCCUCUUUUCCUGGCCAUCCACCUGCCUGCUCUGUAAAAGGUCUGUCUGUGGAUCCUGCAGUGCAAAGAUGAAGAUUCCUUCCAAGAAGAUGGCCCACAUCCCAGUCUACACUGUGGGCUUUCACAGCAGCCCAAAGAGCCAUGGUCGCAAGAGUGAGGUUUACAAAUCUUUGCGCACUCUCUCCCGCCGGUCUGUGGAGGAGGAGUUCCCCCACCUGUACGCCCAUGGCUGCAGCCUGCGGGAUGUCUGUGUGGACUGCACCAAGUUUGUGGCUGAUGUCAUCUCGUCCAGUCGCAAGAGCCUGGACAUCCUCAACAACACUCCCAAGAGGGAGAGUGCUACGCCCAAGACACACCCCCAACCUCAUGCGUCACCACAUCCGCCCACCUUGAAGAGGAAGAACAAGUGAAUAGAUCGACUGUUGGUUUUUCCUGCGCCUCCUUAACAGGGUUGAACCUGUGCUGCACGACUAGCCUACUCAAAUACCCCACCAUUCCCCCUAACCUGCAAGUAUCCCCUCCUCAUGCUGAAGUGCUUGUUAAGGGUUGUUCCUCCCCCACUCCACUGUGGAGGUUCAUAGGAGGAUAUGGACUAGGAACAACAAUAAGUCUGCCCCAUCGCAGCAGUGAUUACUUCACUCACUGGUCUGAUGCACAGCUGAAACUGAGAGAGAGGACGUAAGGGAGAAGUGGAGGGCAAGCAAAGGAGGCAAAACAGAGGGAGGAGGAAAUAGGUGAGAGAGGAGGAAAUAGGUGAGAGAGGAAGAGGUGAUUGGAAAAAGUAGAUAUAUCUACUGUAGGAGCCAAGAGUUUGGUUUAGGCUAAACAUUUAGCUCCCUAGUUGCCUUGUUGUAGUUGUGAAACACCAAAAUAACACAUUUGAACUGUAAACACACCUUGCCAUGACACACCUUAGAACACUGGAUUUUUUUUUCUGGAAUUUUAAAAUAACACUAUGGCAAGCUCAAUAGAAGAGAUAUUUCACUAUGACAAUAGUUGUUGGAAUGUGCUAGGAUUGUCUGUGGUCCAACUUAAUGAUGCAUGGUGACAUUGUCGGUACGACUGUUUGAAUGUAACCGGGUCUGAGAGGACUAGUAAAGGUCAGUUCUGGGUAAAAGAAAUCCUGAGAGAGACCAUUCCUGUUGGCACCACACGGGACUGGACCCCAGCCGUCUAUCUCUGCUGCUUCAGAAUGACAUUUAAGCCCCCUCUCUCACCCUGUGAGAUCUGCUCUAAUUUUCUAAACACUAAGUAAACCUUAACUGCAAUAAAUCUAAUGUAACCAUGAAGUA